This is a messenger RNA of Didymodactylos carnosus, 393 nucleotides long. Lineage: Eukaryota; Metazoa; Rotifera; Eurotatoria; Philodinida; Philodinidae. The record is from the annotation of a GenBank genome assembly.
AUGGACGUGGACAACGUUCAACAACAAUAUCAACACACAGUUGAUGUAAUAAAUAAUAAUUUAUCUCGUAAAAUCAAACCCAAUCAUUUGACAUGUGCAGUGAAAUUAUCAGAUAUUUUACCAAAUAAAUUAGAUAAAAAAUUGUAUCAUAUUGUGCAAAUACUGAAUAUCAAUUUUAACACUGAUUAUCGAGUAACAAAAGUUAGUUCUGCGAUUGAUUUUGUGUGCCGGCGUCAAGAUUACAAAGAAUUAUUUUCGUAUUCAAAUGUUGGUGAAAUGAUAAAAAAAUACCAUUCCGCACCACAUAUUGUCACCACACAAAUGUUUAUGUCAAGUUUUUACUUCCCAUAUCAUCGCGAAUAUUUGUAUGAUCAACAUUUUCCAUUGGAUUAA